Molecule: messenger RNA, 928 nt
Organism: Propithecus coquereli (Coquerel's sifaka)
Lineage: Eukaryota; Metazoa; Chordata; Mammalia; Primates; Indriidae
Gene: ANKRD37
Product: ankyrin repeat domain 37
Exons: 5
Coding region: 238-714 (158 amino acids)
Molecular function (GO): protein binding
Source: RefSeq, a predicted model, not a curated record
GGGUUCCCGGCAGCACGUGGCAGUGUUUGUGUACGUGCGGCGGCCGCAGGGCUGGGCAAAGUCCCACAGCAAAGGGUGAGGCUGCAGGGGCGCGGCCAGGGCUGGGGCGAGGAGCUGCCCCGCUACCCCGACAGUCUUUAAAUUCUCCCGUACUGUGCACUCUUACCUGCCGGUCUGCAGCGAGUGUCCCACCACUCUGCACUUCCAGAGACGCUUGUCAUCUGCUUUAGGCGGGAAAUGCUGUUGCUUGAUUGCAACCCGGAGGUGGACAGUCUGAAGCAUUUGCUGGAGAUGGGGACCUCGGUGAACGCACCCCCGGAUUCCUGCGAGCAGUCGCCCGUCCACUUAGCGGCAGGUGGCGGCCUUGCGUACUUUCUUCUCUGGCAGCUGCAAACGGGCGCUGACCUCAACCAGCAGGAUGUUUUGGGAGAAGCUCCACUACACAAGGCAGCAAAAGUUGGAAGCCUGGAAUGCCUUAGCCUGCUUGUAGCCAGUGAUGCCCAAAUUGAUUUAUGUAAUAAGGAUGGGCAAACCGCUGAAGAUCUUGCUUGGUCAUGUGGAUUUCCAGAAUGUGCCAAAUUUCUUACAACAAUUAAAUAUAUGCAGACAAUAAAAUCGAGUGAACAAUCCGAUAGAGAUCAUUGUGUUCCGGUGCUUAGACAGAAACGAAGUUUUGGAAGUGCAGAGAAUACAAGUGGGAAAAGGAAGUGCUGAUACCACGUUGGUCAUGAAGAUGUUUGAAGAAUCCCUUCAUUUCCUGUAGAUCUACAAGCUACUGCUUUUGACUUACCCUGUGUGUCUAAACUCCUAAGGAGGAAGAAAACUUUCUUCCAAGUGAAGAUAACAUUUAAGAAUACAUGUAUUUACAUGCCUAUAAUAUUUUGGUUGUGCAUGCUUUGUCUUCUAAGUUAUUAAAGGAAUGUCUAAA